GUUAAAUCAGAAACAUCGAAUAAGUCUUUAAUGUAUUAUUGGCAAAAUAUUGUCAAUGAAAAAGGACAAGUCAGUCAAGAUUAUUACAAUUUUGCUUGCUCUAUAACUGAUGCAGAUGCUUCAUUACCAAAUGAACGUUUAGAGUCCAGUGAUUAUUCCCAUACGAUAAAUAAUGGAACAAUCAAUGGCAGAACUUUUAAUAAUGGUUUACCCAAGAAAACUGUCUCAAGGAUUAGCAAUCUAGAAAAGGAUUGGACAAACUCAAGAGAAAAUUCUGGAGAUCAAAAUGGUAUAUCUGUGAAUAUUGGACACCUACAGGUGGAACAAUUUGCAACCGGAAACUCUCAGGUCAUUAAACAACCGCAUAAAGCAUUGUCGAGAUGUGAACAAUGGAAUCGAAAUUACGAUGCCGUCAAAGAAAAUUAUAGAGCAAAACUAAUAUUGGAGGUGACUUCCCCUCCACUUUAUAGUGGUAGGGAUAAAUCUUUUGAAGAAUCAACCGAUGGAUUAACCGAAGCAUCGCCAGUAAUCACAGGAGUAGGAGCAGGAGCAGAGGUUGAUGACGAAGCAGGGAAACAUUCAACGAAAUAUAUGUGGAUAACACGGGAUGGACACAACAUCUCUGUCGACUUUCGUAAUUUUCAGUUAAAGUCAAUUGAAAAAUUAGAAGCCAAUCCGACUUUAUCAUACGCGAAAGAAAUUGAUUUGGUAUUAUGUCUAUCGUCAAUUAUGUAUUGCAAUGAACUUAAAUCAGAAUAUGUUGAAUGUUCCGAAAAGACAUGGAAUGAAGCUCGUCCAAGAUCAUUAAUUCCGAAGGAGUUACCAACAGUUGCUGACUUAGUAAUAAUCGAAUACAACAGACUUUUGAAUGACAAUACAAAGUGGCGUGGCAAUUGGUCAAAAGGAAAUACGGCUGAUGGUGAAUCCGAAAGUUCUAAAGAGAGACGUUUAUUGGAUGGUCAUAACCAUGGCAGAAAACCAGACUUCCGGAUCCUCUCAAAGAUUGAUGACACUGAAAGAGAGUUCAUAUUCAGUGAGAUAAAGCCACCGCAUUGCCCUAAUACUAUAAAUACGAGUAUCAUUAAUUAG
Messenger RNA from Funneliformis caledonium, 1089 nucleotides. Lineage: Eukaryota; Fungi; Glomeromycota; Glomeromycetes; Glomerales; Glomeraceae. The record is from the annotation of a GenBank genome assembly.